GUAAAAGCUUUGUGAAGAUUGUACUUGAGUUCAGUCCCUGCCCUCAUUCCAUGGAUUCAGCAUGUUUUUUGAUCACUCCUCAUCAGUGACUGUGCCUCAUCCACAAUGCCAACGGCAACGCCGGCGCUCCACAAGAGAAUCCGUGAAGAGGUUCUUUAGGGACUUGGUAAGCAGUAAGCCUCCACAGAGAAACUGGAAAGGAAUAUUUAUCACUUUGUUGGUCAUUCUCAUCAUCUUCUCUUUAAUCGUCACCUCUGUCAUCCUCCUCACACCAGGUGAAGACCCUCUGGCCUCAAAGAAGAAAGUGACAGUUGAAGAUGUCUUUAGCAAGGACUUUAAAAUUCAUAACCCUGAUGCUAAAUGGAUCAGCGAUAAUGAACUCCUGUAUCGAACUAGUGAAGGUGACGUAGUGAAGCGCAGUGUGGAGAAGAAUAAAACCACAGUGCUGGUGCCCAACAGAAAGUUUGAAAUGUAUAACGCCAGUAGAUAUGAUGUUUCUCCAGAUAUGAAGAAUGUACUGCUGGCAUACAACAAACAGCAGGUUUAUCAGCACUCGUUCACUGCGUACUACAUCAUCUGUAGUCUGGAGACACCGGAAACAUGGAUUCUUAAUCCCCCAGAGGUGCGGAAUGCUCGUCUUCAGUAUGCAGGAUGGGGACCCAAGGGUCAGCAGCUGAUUUUCAUAUUUGAGAAUAACAUCUACUACAGAGCCACUGUCGAGAGCCGAACCAUCCGUCUGGUUUCCACAGGCAAGGAAGGAGUGAUCUUCAAUGGUAUCUCUGAUUGGCUGUAUGAGACAGAGAUCUUCGAAACACAUAUCGCCCACUGGUGGUCUCCUGAUGGUGCCCGGUUGGCGUAUGCCACCAUUAAUGACACUUUAGUGCCAAGGAUGAAGCUGCCAUUCUUCACUGGAUCAUUGAACCCACCUGGGAGAAUGUACCACUAUCCUAAAGCAGGAGAGAAAAACCCAGUGAUUUCUCUGUAUGUGGUGAACCUGAAUGGCCCUUUACACACCAUCCAGAUGAGGAGACCAGACGACCAGAGGAUUCGCGAGCAUUACAUAACGAUGGUGAAGUGGGUGACGAGCAUGCAGCUGGUGGUGAGCUGGGUAAACCGAGCACAGAACAUCUCUAUUCUGACUCUGUGUGAGGCCACGACCGGACUCUGUACCAAGGAACAUGAGGAUGAGAGUGAAAACUGGCUGCAACGACAGAAUGAAGCUCCGGUGUUCUCUAAAGAUGGACUAAAACUCUUCUUCACUCGUGCCGUCCCUCAGGGAGGCCAGGGCAAAUUCUUCCACGUCUCAGUGUCUGUAUCACAGCCAAACAACACCUCUGAUUCCCUGCAGUUUAUCACAUCAGGAAACUGGGAUGUUACUCAGGUUCUGUCCUACGAUGAGGAAAACCAGUUAAUAUACUUUUUAAGUACAGAGCGCGAUCCUAAACGGCAACACCUGUACAGUGCAGAUACGGUCAGUCCCUUCAACCGGCGUUGUCUAUCCUGUAAUUUCACUGAUAGCUGUGGAUAUGUGAGCAUCUCCUUCAGCCACAACAACAACUACAUUCUACUUACAUGUAGAGGUCCUGCUGUUCCAUUUGUGUCCAUCUACAGAACUCAGGACAGACGAAAGCUGUUGGAUAUUGAGUUAAACCUGGACCUCCAAAAAACUGUGAACUCCACGCAGAUGCCCAGUAUAGAGUACGAAGAAAUUAAAGUUAAAGAUUACACUCUGAAACUGCAGAUCCUAAAACCUGCUGGAUUCAAAGAUACGUUACAGUACCCACUACUUCUGCUCAUUGAGGGGACUCCAGGAGGUCAGUCUGUGUCGGAGCAGUUUCAGGUGGACUGGACCACUGUGUUGGUCAGCAGUUUUGGUGUGAUCGUUGUGAGGUGUGUUGGACGUAGCAGCGGAUUUCGAGGCACAAAUCUCCUUCAUGCAGUGCAGCACAGACUGAUCAAGCUUGAUGAGGAGGACCAGCUAAAGAUCCUCAGCUUUUUAGCAGAGAAGCCUUACAUUCACAAAACCAGGAUUGGCGCUUUUGGCCAGGUGUAUGGUGGGUACAUCACCAGCCUCCUGCUCAGCUCCGAUAAUUCGAUGCUGAAGUGUGGAGCUGUUCUCUCACCCAUCACUGACUUCCAGCUGUACGCAUCUGCUUUUUCAGAACGUUAUCUGGGAUCUCCAAAACUAAACAGACGAGCAUAUGAGAUGAGCAAUCUCUCACACCAAGCAUCUCAAUUUGGGGAUAAGAAGUUGUUGAUCGUUCAUCCAACUGCAGACGAAAAAGUUCAUUUUCAGCAUACAGCUAGAUUCAUCUCCAGUUUAAUUAGUGAGAAGAUGAACUACUCACUACAGAUCUAUCCAGAUGAAGGUCACUUCUUCCACAGUGAGGCAGCAAGAAAGCACCUCAGCCAGUCUCUGGUUAACUUUUUUGAAGAGUGUGUCAGGCUUCCAGAAGCUGAAGAUUUGAAGAGAGAAGUUGAGAAUAAGAGUUAAUACAACUUGACUUAUAAUUGUCCAAAGACAAAUCCAGCUUAAUUUGCAGAAUGGUCUGCAACCUGCUGUUAAAACCAUUUUUUCUAUUCAUCAGUUUGAUGUAGCAGGUUCCCAUUCUGUACUGGUGGCCUGCACAAAGAAAUACUAUUGACAGGAUUAACAAAAAUGUAAUUUGUCAGAAUUUGGACACAGUUUCAUAUGAUUUCAGGUUAAUGUAAAAACUGAUCAUAGCUAUGCAUUAGCCCAGUUUUUUUUUUGCAAGACCUCCUUCCACUCAUUAAGGUGGAAGACAAAUUCAUAACCUACAAAAAAAAAAACAUCAGCUCUUAAUUGUCCACGCAAGAAGUAGCCCCACUAUUCAAUGUUCAAUAUUUAUUGUAGUUUGGUGCAUGUGUGCAUGUCAGAAUGUUUUGUAAAUAAACUAAACUUUCUAUUUUGUAUAUUUUGAUUCUUAAUGUCUGACAAUGUUUUAAUUCUGUUUUUGAUGGGAUUGGCUAAAGAUGAUGAUGUAUGACUUUUGUAGAUGAUUUAUGCAGUUGUUCUACAAAUCUUUAUGUACCCUCAGUGUCAUGCAUGUGUACCUCUUGCCCUUAAUAAAAGACCUUUAUUGAAAA
Molecule: messenger RNA, 3108 nt
Organism: Trichomycterus rosablanca
Lineage: Eukaryota; Metazoa; Chordata; Actinopteri; Siluriformes; Trichomycteridae
Product: dipeptidyl aminopeptidase-like protein 6
Exons: 26
Coding region: 62-2494 (810 amino acids)
Biological process (GO): regulation of potassium ion transmembrane transport; proteolysis
Cellular component (GO): voltage-gated potassium channel complex; plasma membrane
Molecular function (GO): potassium channel regulator activity; serine-type peptidase activity
Source: RefSeq, a predicted model, not a curated record